GUGUGCUGGGAGGCUGGCUGCUUUCGUCGGAUGUUUUUCUCGUCCUGUGUGACGAGCCCAGCGAGACGCCGGGGUCCACAGCCGUCGGUAGUGCUCGCCACUUGGGGCUAUAUUUAACAACCGAAUGACGGCGCUCGGCUAGAAAGCCGUUUUCUACGCCGACAGACGAACGUUAGCGGGGGGGAAAAAAUACAAAAAAAAUAUGGACUUGCACAUCCUGGAUCACAGACUCCGGGUCACCAGCAUAUCCAAGAACGGGCUGGUGAAUUACACCCACCCGCUAAUAAAACUGAUAUUUCUCCGCAACAGGACGCGAUGCAAGUUUUUUAGCCUGACAGAAACGCCUGAAAACUACACAGUUGUCCUUGAUGAAGAAGGAUUUAAAGAGCUGCCGCCCUCUUCUGAGCACCUCCAGGUCGAGGGCUCCAUCUGGCGACCCCUCAACGUUGCCUCCAAUGGCAACGCCUCCAGCAGCUCGCAGGCUGUUGGCGUGACCAAGAUCGCCAAAUCGGUCAUCGCCCCGCUCGCCCAGCAGCACGUCUCCGUCUUCAUGCUCUCCACAUAUCAGACUGACUUCAUCCUGGUGAGAGAGAAAGACCUGUCAGUUGUUGUCAGCACUCUGGAGGAGGAGUUCAACAUUUUCAAGGAGGUUGAAGGAGAGUACAUGUCUGUGGGUUGUAAGGACUUUACCAACGGCCUCCAAAAGAACGGCAAAGAAGCCAUCCAACCUACAGUUCACCCGGUGCUAAUCCCACAGAACCAGUUCUGUGUCAUGUCUCUGGAUCCGGACACGCUGCCAUCCAUCGCCACCACGCUCAUCGAUGUCCUCUUUUAUUCCAACAGCCCUAAAGAAGACAGUGAGUCGUCUGCGGGUCAGGACUUGGACUGCAUCAAGUUCUUCUCCUUCUCCCUCAUUGAUGGAUAUGUCUCACUGGUGAUGGACACCGAGGCUCAGAGACGAUUUCCUGCAGAUCUUCUGUUCACCAGCUCCUCCGGAGAGCUCUGGAGGAUGGUUCGGAUAGGUGGACAACCGCUUGGUUUUGAUGAAUGCGGCAUCGUGGCCCAGAUAUCUCAGCCCCUGGCAGAUGGUGAUAUUUCUGCCUAUUACAUCAGCACCUUCAGCUUCGACCAUGCCCUGGUCCCAGAGGAAGACAUUGUGAGCGUGACGGACAUGCUCCACCAUCAGAGGAAAGAACCGGCCGCCACCUGAUCUUGGCAGUAUUUGCUUCGGCUCAGUGAUCCAGACCCGUUGCGUCCUCCUCACCGUCUCCGGCUCCUCUUUGGACAACAGUAUCGGGAAAGGCGGCUAACCGUGCCUAGAUCACCGCUGCGUUGCCAGCAGUAUUAACGACUACAAGUUCGCCACGGCAGCCAGAAGCGCUUCUCUGUGACGUCCACUCACGGCUCGUCUUGAGUCCUCUUGUCUUAGUUAAGCUAUAAAGGCUACGCAGACCCCCCCUCCCAAGUACACACUUAUGCACACGACGGAGCACAAAUGCUCAUCGGCCCAGAUGCAGGCAAAAACGCACUUAAAUCUGCAGUCAGGAAUUCAGGCACAAACACUUAUAAUGUACCUUUUCUUUUCUAAACAGAAUCCUAGUCUCUGUGGCUAAUGAAUGAUGUAAAGUCAAUUAGUUUGACCGCGGGACUCCCUUAUGUAGCAAGCAGUGCUGACCUGACGGCAUAGUCUUCCUUUUAUAUUUCCAGCACAUAUAAUGAGACUGGGUUUGCUUUGUUUUUGCUAAUUUCCUGAAGACUUACCAUUACUGUUGAAGGUGGCCGUGCGUGUGGUUGUGUCAUAACUUUUCAAGCCUUCCCAGCAAAAAUGUCAAGGAGAGUCUGAAGACGUUUAAAAUAAUUCCCGCAUUGUUUUGAUGGUUAGGCCCCUUCAGAGCAGUGCGCGUAUGCGUACACCAGUUUACUUUACGCCGUGGCUAAAAGCUGCGAGAGCAGUAAUGCUGCGGAUUAUUUUCAUUUGCGAUCACUAUGAGAGAUUUUUUUAACGCAGGUGCUCGCUCGUUUUUUGUUUGAUAGGAAUGUGGAGUGUAAACUUACUUUUUUUUUUUUUAAAGAGGUCAGCAUUUUUUCUAACCACAGUGUCAAGGUCAAUAACACCAUGUCUUAGUUUUUGCUACUUGCACAAUAAACAUUUGAUUUAGUGAAUUCAGUCAGGUUUUUUUUUUUUUUGUUGUUUUUUUGGACACUUGAGUCCUCUUGUCUUAGUUAAGCUAUAAAGGCUAUGCAGAACCCCCCUCUCAAGUACACACUUAUGCACACGACGGAGCACAAAUGCUCAUCGGCCCAGAUGCAGGCAAAAACGCACUUAAAUCUACAGUCAGGAAUUCAGGCACAAACACUUAUAAUGUACCUUUUUCUUUUCUAAACAAAAUCCUAGUCCCUGUGGCUAAUGAAUGAUGUAAAGUCAAUUAGACUUUACAUCAUUCAUUGAUGUUUGACCGCGGGACUCCCUUAUGUAGCAAGCAGUGCUGAACUGACAACAUAGUCUUCCUUUUAUAUUUCCAGCACAAAUAAUGAGACUAACCCCAGAUUUGCUUUGUUUUAAUUUAGAAGACUUUCAUAUUAACUAGUUUCUUCCUUGACAUAAAAGGGAUAAGCGUCUCCGUUUUACACGAUCUCGUCUUAUCUAGUCUCUACUGAUCGAUCUCUGGAGGAACUGCAAAUAUGGCUGGGGUCGGAAGUAUAGGCUUUCUUCAUACAAAUUUAAAUUGGAUGUAUAUUCCUCGUGUUGCAAUCCCCCUGUUGCAGCUGAAACAGCCAUAACAUACGACUUAUGUAGCUAACCUAAUAAUCGUUGACUCAUUUCCUGAAGACUUCCUAUUACUGUUGAAGGUGGGCAUGCGUGUGGUUGUGGGAGGAUGUGUCAUAACUUUUCAAGCCUUCCCAGCAAAAAAAUGUCAAGUGGAAUCUGAAGACGUUUAAAAUAAUUCAAGCAUUGUUUUGAUGGUUAGGCCCCUUCAGAGCAGUGCGUGUAUGUGAACACCAGUUUACUUAACGCCGUGGCUACCAACUACCGCUCGGUAAUGCUGCAGAUCAUUUUCAUCUGCUGGCACUAUGAGAGCUUUUUUAACGCAGGUGCUCGCUCAUUUUUUGUUUGAUAAGAAUGUGGAGUGUAAGCUUACUUUUUUUUUUUUUAAGAGGUCAGCAUUUUUCUAACCAGUGUCAAGGUCUUAGUUUUUGCUACUUGCACAAUAAACAUUUAAUUUAGUGAAUUUCAGUCAGUUUUUUUUUUUUUUUUUACAAUCUGAAGUAUUCUACAAACAUUUGUAAUUUUUGUGCUGCUUCGUUCAUUCAAUAAAAAACAACCUAUCAAAAACGUU
Molecule: messenger RNA, 3338 nt
Organism: Fundulus heteroclitus (mummichog)
Lineage: Eukaryota; Metazoa; Chordata; Actinopteri; Cyprinodontiformes; Fundulidae
Gene: castor1
Product: cytosolic arginine sensor for mTORC1 subunit 1
Exons: 9
Coding region: 203-1210 (335 amino acids)
Biological process (GO): negative regulation of TORC1 signaling; cellular response to L-arginine
Cellular component (GO): cytosol
Molecular function (GO): arginine binding
Source: RefSeq, a predicted model, not a curated record